GCGCGCUGGUCGGCGGACAACGCCAUCGCGAGGCUGUCGCAGGAGCUCUCGCGGUUCUGCGACAGCAUGGAGGCAGCUGAGAUGGUCUUACGCAGCGUGGUCGGCAGCGACGAGGUCGCCCCGCGGCUGCAGGCGUUGCUCCCCACCCGGCAGGCGAAGCUGGCAGGGAGGGAGCCCUCCUGGCUCGAGGCCCUCCGCCGCAACGCGGCCCUGCACGCGGACGCACAGGGCAUCAGCGUGGCGACUGCGAGGCUCGUGGUGCAGGAGGGGAGGCUGCGCGCGGAGGCGCCCGUCUUCAUCCCGUCGGUCGUCACCGUGGCGGCCCCUCGCUUCGAGGACGCGGCUGCGACGGAGGCCCUGGCGGACCUCGAG
Prorocentrum cordatum is the source of this 372-nucleotide messenger RNA. NCBI's taxonomy places the organism in Eukaryota, Dinophyceae, Prorocentrales, Prorocentraceae. The record is from the annotation of a GenBank genome assembly.